Messenger RNA from Doryrhamphus excisus (bluestripe pipefish), 1076 nucleotides. The record is from RefSeq and is a predicted model, not a curated record. NCBI's taxonomy places the organism in Eukaryota, Metazoa, Chordata, Actinopteri, Syngnathiformes, Syngnathidae.
AUCGUGUGUUGUUAUGUGCAGAUGUCCACCGUAUGGAAGUUUUUUUUUUACACAAGUUCCGUGAACUUAACACAGAGAACAUGUUCAGAAGUACAUUCCAAGGCGGCUUUCUGUCGAUAUUAUACAGCAUCGGGAGCAAACCUCUUCAGAUAUGGGAUACCAGGGUGAAGAAUGGCCACAUAAAGCGAGUCACAGACAAUGACAUCAACUCGCUUGUGCUGGAAGUGGAGGGUGCAAAUGUCAGUACAAACUACAUCACAUGUCCAGCAGACCCCAGGCAGACACUGGGCAUUAAGAUGCCAUUUCUUGUGAUGAUUGUCAAGAAAACCAGGAAAUAUUUCAGCUUUGAAGUCCAGGCACAGAAACAGGUCUUAGAUGAUCAGAAUUUACGCAGACGGUUUCGGGCAAGUAAUCACCACAGCAAGACGCAAGUGAAUUCAUUCAUGUGCACCAUGCCAAUUAAUGUUGAUGACCGCUGGAACCAGUUUCAGUUCAACUUGGCCGAUAUUACCAGAAGGGCUUAUGGAACCAGUUAUGUGGAGACGCAGCGUGUGCAGAUUCAUGCAAAUUGUCGUAUCAGGAGGGUGUAUUUCACAGAUAAACAGUACACAGAGGACGAACUCCCGCCAGAGUUUAAACUGGUUAUUCCUGUCAAGAAACAAGAUGCAAGCAAAAAGGGAGGUUCCAGAGCUGCUCCGUUCCCACAGACCUAAAGCAAUUUAGAGCACAAUUUGAUGUGAAAACAUUAGAUUACACCUAAAACACACAGUGUAAUAUUGUCCUUUUAAGCAAUACACUCAAUGUUAUCGGUGGGAUUUUCUUAUUUUUGUAAACAAAAAAACAAACCCACUGAAUUGCAUGAUUUAAUUUGAAGUAUUUUGUUAUAUAAUUCAACAUUAUUCAUGUUGUGAAUUAUGUCACUGUUGUUGCCACAGAGAUACAGCGAGACUGGAAGAGUCGCAGAAAAGCAUACUGUAUGACUUUAUGUGAAAAUGUAUUUCUCCAUUCAUGGAUCACACUCAGUUUCUUAUUAGAGAACAGGAAGUUGUACAAAAAGUACUGAAACAUUAAAAAAA